GAGAGAGAGAGUGAAAGGAGAGAGAAGAUGUGUGGAACAGAGCAGGAUACCGCUUGCGUUAGCAAAUGCACCUUCUCCACGGAAGCUACGGGAGAGAAGAGGAGCCUAUCGUCCGAUGCAAUCAUCAAUCUCGACCAUGGUGAUCCAACAAUGUUGGAGACUUACUGGAGAAAGAUGGGUGACAAGUGCACAGUUGUGAUCUCAGGAUAUCAAUCACUUAGCUAUUUUGCAAACACCAAAAACAUAUGUUGGUUUUUGGAGCCACAAUUGGAGGAAGAGGUCAAGCGGUUGCACCGUGUGGUUGGAAAUGCGGCGGUGGACGAUUAUUACAUGGUGGUGGGGACUGGUUCAACCCAGCUCCUCCAGGCUGCACUCUUUGCUCUUUCUCCUCCUGACGGGUCUGAGCCCGUCAGUGUGGUGUCAGCUGCUCCGUACUACUCGUGCUAUCCAGAGGUGACAGACUUCUUAAGAUCAGGACUCUAUAAGUGGGCAGGUGAUGCAAACGCCUUUGAUAAAGAUGGACCCUACAUUGAGUUCGUGACCUCACCAAACAACCCAGAUGGCACCAUUAGAGAAGCCAUUGUCAAAGGAUAUGGUGGAGGGAAGCUUGUCCAUGACCUUGCCUACUACUGGCCUCAGUACACUCCCAUCACUUCUUGUGCUCAUCAUGACAUUAUGCUUUUCACAUUUUCCAAAUGCACUGGCCAUGCUGGAUCUCGCAUUGGAUGGGCUCUGGUGAAGGAGAAAGAAGUGGCAAGAAGGAUGAUAAAGUUCAUGGAGGUUAGCACAAUUGGGGUUUCAAAAGAAUCCCAAAUCAGAGCUGCAAAGAUCUUGGGAGUGAUCUCUGAUAGCUGCCUACCUGUUCCUCCUCCUGACUCCAUUAACUUCUUCAAAUUCAGUCAAAAUCUAAUGGUUCAAAGGUGGGAUGAGCUGAGAGAAGUGGUUGGACACAGUGAAAUCUUCAGCCUGCCUGAGUACCCACAGGAUUACUGCCUCUUCACUGGAAAGUUCACUGAAACACAUCCCGCUUUUGCAUGGCUGAAGUGCAACAAGGAUAUAGAGGACUUGGGGAAGUUUCUUAAAGGACACAAGGUUCUAGCAAGAAGUGGGAGAAGGUUUGGGAGUGAUCCAAAGUAUGUUAGGGUUAGCAUGGUGAGCAAGGAAGAGGAAUUCAAGCUCUUUCUAGAGAGGUUGUUGGCUAUCCAAGCACCUACCAAUGGAAAUCUUAAGUGAUGAGUCAUGCUGAAACCUUCAAAUAAAGAAUGACUUGCUUAAAACACAAGUCAGGUUUUGAAUCUAGGAUACACCAUCGUUAUAUAUAUAUAUAUAUAUGUAAGUAUACAAGACUGGGUGAUACAGUCUUUAUUUUGCUUCAUGGACAUUGUAAUGUGCUCUCUUUAACAUAAAAUCAUUUGGACUCUCAAGUGAUGAAUGCUAAAGACAUGUUUUGUGUCUUAAUUAUGUUUGUUGGCACACUAGUUAAUAUUUCUGCCAUUAUUGUA
This is a messenger RNA of Camellia sinensis, 1502 nucleotides long. RefSeq names its product L-tryptophan--pyruvate aminotransferase 1. Lineage: Eukaryota; Viridiplantae; Streptophyta; Magnoliopsida; Ericales; Theaceae. Gene Ontology annotation, molecular function: transaminase activity; carbon-sulfur lyase activity. Gene Ontology annotation, biological process: amino acid metabolic process. The record is from RefSeq and is a predicted model, not a curated record.